Candidula unifasciata is the source of this 3773-nucleotide messenger RNA. Lineage: Eukaryota; Metazoa; Mollusca; Gastropoda; Stylommatophora; Geomitridae. The record is from the annotation of a GenBank genome assembly.
UUUCCCAGAAAUUCUCUCCCAAGACUUCACUUAAUGACUACCUGAGAGAAGUUGCAGGACUGAAGGGCACGAAGGUGAUGUGCCGUGAGGCCGGAUGUGGAUGCUGUUCUGUUACUGUAAGCCACACACGUCCAGAUUCUGACACACUACAGACCUACAGUGUCCAGUCAUGCAUCACUCCCUUGUAUGCUGUGGAUGGCUGGCAGAUCAGCACCAUCGAAGGCAUUGGCAACCAAAAGAAUGGGUUCCAUCCUAUCCAGGAAAGAAUUGCCAGCUUCAAUGGCACUCAGUGCGGUUACUGCACACCAGGCAUGGUCAUGAAUAUGUAUGGACUGCUUCAUCAGAAACCCAACAUUACAGCCCAAGAGGUUGAGGACAACUUUGAUGGAAACCUCUGUCGUUGCACAGGAUACAGAUCCAUCUUAGAUGCCAUGAAGUCAUUUGCAGUAGAUGCCAACAUCCCAGGAGCCAAAGCAAUUGACAUUGAGGACUUGAGCAAGAAUUUGUGUCCUAGAACUGGUGAAGUUUGCAAAGAAGAUCACCCCAAUGGAGGAAAUCGCAGUCUUAACAUUCAGAUAAAUGGAACAGCAUGGUACAGGCCCCAGUCAUUGAGUGAUUUGGGAUCUAUUCUGGCAAGCAACAAGACUAAGCAAAGCAGAUUCAUCUUUGGAAACACUGCAUCAGGUAUCUUCAAGAAUGAAGGUCCAUUUGAUGUGUAUAUUGACCUUCAUGGUGUUAAAGAGAUAUACUCAUUUGUGGUUGGUGAAAACAGCAUUAAGUUUGGUGCUGCGACCUCCUUGACAAACUUCAUGUCCAGACUGAGAGAAAAUCAGGACAAACCUGGAUUUAAAUACUUCUCUGCUGUGCACAGACAUCUAAAGUUUAUUGCAAAUGUCAUGGUUAGAAAUGCUGGAUGCAUUGCUGGUAAUCUGAUGAUCAAACAUGCACAUCCAGAUUUCCCAUCUGAUAUUUUCACAAUACUGGAGAGUCUUGGAGCUCAAGUGGACAUUUAUGAUGUUUCCACCUCAAGGUCUACCAGCUACUCACUCCUGGAUUUCCUGAAUCUGGACAUGGCUGACAAAGUGAUCUUAGCAGUUGAAGUGCCCAAACUGGCAGACAAUGAAGUCUUCAAGUCUUUCAAGAUCACACCAAGGUGGCAAAAUGCCCAUGCCUAUGUGAAUGCAGCUUUUAGAAUCAAAGCUGAAGGCCGUGCAAUCAAAGACAGGCCUGCUCUUGUUUUUGGUGGGAUCAGUGCCUCCACAGUUCAUGCUGUUAAGACAGAAGAAUUUUUAACCAACAAGACUUUGUCAAAGUCAACUGUAGAAGAAGCACUAACUAUUCUGAAGGGAGAGCUAAAGCCAGAGUCUGGUGAACUCCUGUCAUCUCCACAGUAUAGACAAGAACUGUCAGUGUCCCUGCUGUACAAGGUGCUUCUUGGAAUUUAUAAUCCAGAAAAUCCAAAGUUGAGAUCUGGAACAGAAUAUCUCCAUCGUCCAAUUUCUUCAGGUCUGCAAACAUAUCAAGAGAUGAAAAGUGAAUGGCCAUUGAAGAAAGCCAUGCCAAAGAAAACUGCACCAUUGCAGGCAUCUGGUGAAGCACAGUUUGUGAAUGAUAUCCCAACCUUUCAGCAUGAACUUUUUGCAGCAUUUGUUCCAGCAGGAGUUGCUGCUGCCACUCUAGAGAGCAUCGAUGCUUCUGAGGCCCUGAAAUUACCAGGAGUUGUGACCUUUUUGUCAGCCAAGGACAUUCCUGAAGGCGGAACAAACAACCACAUGGUCAGCUCUGGUUUCUUCCAGUUCAAAGCUCAAGAGUUAUUUGCAACCAAGGAGAUUGGCUACAGUGGCCAGCCUGUGGGAAUCAUAAUUGCAGAAACUCAGAGCCAGGCUAAUGCAGCUGCCAGGAAAGUGAAAGUCAAUGUUUCCAGCAUUCACCCACCAGUUCUGAGCAUAGAAGAAAGCAUUGCCCAAAACAAGCAAUAUGAGUUUGGUGUAAAGGAGUUUGUUCUAGGAACUCCCGAUGAAACACUCAAUACUGCUGAUAAAACAAUAGAAGGUGAAUGUCGAAUGGGAUCUCAGUACCAUUUCUAUCUUGAAACACAGGUGUCGCUGGCUGUACCAUCUGAGGAUGGGAUAGACUUGUUUGCAGCAUCCCAGUAUUCAGACAUGAACCAGCAUGCAGCUUCAGGCAUUAUUGGCAAGCCCAUGAACUUUGUCAACGUUACAGUGCCUCGGCUUGGAGGUGGAUUUGGUGGCAAAGCCUGGGAUUCAUGUGCUAUGUCUGCUGCUGCCUCUCUGGGUGCAUACAUCACUGGCAGACCAGUGCGUAUAUCACUGGAUCUAGAAACAAACAUCCAGAUGUGUGGAAAGCGAUCACCUCUCCUGGCAAAAUACAAGGUGGGAUUCAGUAAUUCUGGGGAUGUCCAGGUGGUGGAUGUUGACCUGUAUCUGGAUUGUGGAAUGUUGGACAGCAAUGCUUCAGAGUUGGCUCACAUUAUGACCUACAUGGACAUGGGCUACUUUGUGCCCAACUGGAAGAUCCGCCCUCACCCAAUGUGGACAAACAAGCAGACAAUGUCUCCAACAAGGGCUCCAGGUGCUGUGCCUGCAGCAUUUGUCAUUGAGACCAUCAUGGAGCAUGUUGCUAAGACAUUGAAUAAACAUCCUAUUGUUGUGAAGGAAAUCAACCUUUAUGAAAAACAUCAGAAAGAUCUGUAUGGUCAUGAUAUGAAGGACUGUACGAUCAGAGAGCUGUGGAGACGUCUGAAAGAUACAGCUGAAGUGGAAGGCAGAAUAAGACAAGUGGACGCCUUCAAUCAGGAAAAUUUGUGGAAAAAGAGAGGCAUCACGAUGACCACCAACAAGUAUGGAAUGAUGUAUUUUGGCCCAGGCUAUGGAGCUACUGUGUCCAUCUAUGCCAGAGAUGGGUCUGUCGCUGUGUCCCAGGGAGGCGUGGAAAUGGGACAAGGGCUUUACACCAAGGUUGCACAAGGUGUGGCUUAUGCCCUAGGUGUUCCUAUUGACAAUGUUAAAGUCAGACCCAACCAGGGCAUCAUUGCACCAAACAACACCGUUACUGGUGGCAGUGUUGGCAGUGAGGCCUCCAUGCAGGCUGCUGUAGAAGCCAGCAAUAUUCUGAAAGAACGCAUGAGGCCAAUCAGAGAAAAGUUCCCUGACGCCGACUGGAAGGAGUUGUGUGAGAACUGUGCCAAGAGCAAUGUUGACCUGUCAGCCAGAUACACCUUCUCCCCUGGACCAGGAAAUCCAAAGUUCCACUAUUUCACCUAUUGUGCUGCUGUGAUCGAGACUGAGGUGGACAUCCUCACUGGUGAAUCACAGAUCAGGAGAGUAGACAUCAUGGCUGAUUUUGGAGAAAGUCUAAACCCAACUAUUGACAUUGGGCAAGUGGAAGGAGCCUUUGUUAUGGGUCUUGGUUGUUACCUAUCAGAAGAUAUCAUAUUUGAUGGCAAAACAGGACGCAUUCUCAACGAUGGUACCUGGGAAUACAAACCUCCAACAACCAAAGAUAUCCCAAUAGACUGGAGAAUUUAUUUCCUGCCGGAUACACCAAAUCCUUCAGGCCUCCGUAGUUCGAAAGCUGUGGGGGAGCCACCUAUUUCUCUCUCAGUUGGAGUCCUGUUAGCUAACAAACUGGCAAUCCAGUCUGCACGCAAAGAUCUGUUUGGAGCUGAUGACUUCCUGCCAACAGUUGCCCCGUUCACAGUGGAGAAAGCUCAGCAAAGUGUUGGCCUCACCAUCAACAGUCUGACUGUUUGA